This is a messenger RNA of Prunus mume (Japanese apricot), 5775 nucleotides long. Its product is annotated as Clathrin, heavy chain. Gene Ontology annotation, molecular function: clathrin light chain binding; structural molecule activity. The record is from RefSeq and is a predicted model, not a curated record. Gene Ontology annotation, biological process: receptor-mediated endocytosis; intracellular protein transport. Gene Ontology annotation, cellular component: chloroplast; plasmodesma; clathrin complex. Lineage: Eukaryota; Viridiplantae; Streptophyta; Magnoliopsida; Rosales; Rosaceae.
AGUGGCUUGGAUGAGAUCUCUGCUUCUCGUUAUAAUUCACUUGAAAAUUCCACAUUUUAUAAAAUCCCAAAAAACUCUCCCUUCUAACCCCCUUUCUCAGAUCUCUCUCCCUUGUUCGCUUUUGCGGGUCUAAGGGUUUCGUUGCUGUUCUAGAUCUCACAGCGAUUCGAAUCCCCCGCAGGGUUCGAAACGCUUUCUCUCUCAAUCUUUACAUCUCUUCGCUGUGGACUCUCAGUUCACUGCUGGCCUAAUCGCAUCCGCAGAUCCGAGCCUUCCUUUCCGAGCCGUCGAUCUGCGCAACCAUGGCGGCCGCGAACGCUCCGAUCACCAUGAAGGAAGCCCUAACGCUUCCGAGCGUUGGGAUUAAUCCACAAUUCAUAACAUUCACACAUGUUACUAUGGAAUCCGAUAAGUACAUAUGUGUUCGGGAGACUUCGCCGCAGAAUAGUAUUGUUAUUAUUGAUAUGAGUAUGCCGAUGCAACCUUUGAGGAGGCCAAUCACUGCGGACUCUGCACUUAUGAAUCCAAAUUCCAAAAUCCUUGCAUUGAAAGCCCAAGUCCAAGGUACUACUCAGGAUCACCUUCAAAUAUUUAACAUUGAGAUGAAAGCAAAAUUGAAAUCACAUCUUAUGCCUGAACAGAUUGUUUUUUGGAAGUGGAUAACCCCAAAGAUGUUGGGUUUAGUCACUCAGACUACAGUGUAUCACUGGUCAAUUGAAGGGGAGUCGGAACCUGUCAAGGUGUUUGAGCGAACAGCUAAUCUGGCAAACAAUCAGAUAAUAAAUUACCGUUGUGAUCCUUCUGAGAAGUGGUUGGUUUUGGUUGGAAUUGCUCCUGGUGCUCCGGAGAGGCCACAAUUGGUUAAAGGAAAUUUGCAACUCUUCUCUGUGGAUCAGCAGCGCAGUCAAGCUCUUGAAGCACAUGCUGCAUCAUUUGCUCAAUACAAGGUUCCAGGGAAUGAGAAUCCCUCGACUCUUAUUUCUUUUGCCACUAAGACCCUGAAUGCUGGACAGAUUACAUCAAAGUUACAUGUUAUUGAGCUCGGUGCCCAGCCAGGGAAGCCAUCUUUUACGAAGAAACAAGCAGAUCUGUUCUUUCCUCCAGAUUUUGCUGAUGAUUUCCCAGUUGCCAUGCAGAUGUCUCACAAGUACAGCUUGAUUUAUGUAAUUACAAAGCUUGGGCUACUGUUUGUGUAUGAUUUAGAGACAGCUAGUGCAGUUUACAGAAAUAGAAUUAGUCCGGAUCCAAUCUUCUUGACAACAGAGGCUUCAUCAGUUGGAGGGUUUUACGCGGUUAAUAGGCGGGGCCAGGUGUUGUUGGCUACAAUUAAUGAACAAACUAUUGUGCCUUUUGUCAGCGGUCAGUUAAACAAUUUGGAGCUUGCUGUCAAUCUGGCCAAAAGAGGAAAUCUUCCUGGUGCCGAAAAUCUUGUUGUCCAGCGUUUCCAAGAACUGUUUGCCCAAACUAAGUACAAAGAAGCUGCUGAACUUGCUGCCGAGUCCCCACAAGGAAUUCUCCGUACGCCUGAUACAGUUGCUAAAUUUCAGAGUGUUCCUGUCCAAACUGGGCAAACCCCACCUCUGUUGCAGUACUUUGGGACCCUCUUGACACGAGGGAAGCUCAAUGCGUUCGAGUCAUUGGAAUUAUCACGUCUUGUAGUGAACCAGAACAAAAAGAAUCUUUUGGAGAACUGGUUGGCAGAGGACAAACUCGAAUGCAGUGAGGAACUGGGAGAUCUUGUGAAGACUGUGGAUAAUGAUCUUGCUUUGAAAAUAUAUAUUAAAGCCAGAGCAACUCCAAAAGUUGUUGCAGCUUUUGCUGAGCGAAGGGAAUUUGACAAGAUACUGAUCUACUCAAAGCAGGUUGGCUACACGCCUGACUAUCUGUUCCUUUUGCAAACAAUUCUUCGAGCAGAUCCGCAGGGUGCUGUUAAUUUUGCAUUGAUGAUGUCUCAAAUGGAAGGUGGUUGUCCAGUUGAUUACAACACCAUAACUGAUCUCUUUCUUCAGAGGAACCUGAUUCGUGAGGCGACCGCCUUUUUAUUGGAUGUUCUGAAGCCAAAUCUUCCAGAACAUGCUUUCCUGCAAACCAAGGUCCUUGAAAUCAAUUUAGUGACUUUUCCAAAUGUGGCUGAUGCUAUUUUAGCCAAUGGAAUGUUCAGUCAUUAUGAUCGCCCCCGAAUUGCCCAGCUAUGUGAAAAAGCUGGUCUUUAUGUGCGAGCUCUGCAACAUUACUCAGAGUUGCCUGAUAUUAAACGUGUUAUAGUGAAUACACAUGCAAUAGAGCCACAGUCACUCGUAGAGUUUUUUGGCACUCUUUCACGAGAAUGGGCAUUGGAGUGUAUGAAAGAUCUUUUAUUGGUCAAUUUAAGAGGCAACCUUCAGAUAAUUGUACAGGUUGCUAAGGAAUACUCUGAGCAGUUGGGUGUUGAUCAAUGCAUGAAGCUUUUUGAACAGUUCAAGUCAUAUGAAGGGUUGUACUUCUUCCUUGGGUCGUUUCUGAGCUCAAGUGAGGAUCCUGAUAUCCACUUCAAGUACAUUGAGGCAGCUGCUAAAACCGGACAAAUCAAAGAGGUGGAGCGAGUUACUAGAGAAUCAAACUUCUAUGACGCUGAGAAAACAAAGAACUUCUUAAUGGAAGCUAAGCUCCCAGAUGCACGACCGCUCAUUAAUGUUUGUGAUCGUUUUGGAUUUGUUCCAGAUCUGACACACUACUUGUACACGAACAACAUGCUUCGUUACAUUGAAGGUUAUGUUCAAAAGGUGAAUCCUGGGAAUGCUCCUUUAGUUGUCGGACAGUUGCUUGAUGAUGAGUGCCCUGAAGAUUUUAUCAAAGGCUUGAUUCUUUCUGUCCGUUCAUUGCUUCCUGUGGAGCCCCUUGUGGAGGAAUGCGAGAAGAGGAAUCGACUUCGUUUACUCACUCAGUUCUUGGAGCAUCUUGUGAGUGAGGGAAGCCAAGACGUACAUGUUCACAAUGCUUUGGGUAAAAUCAUCAUUGAUAGCGGCAAUAAUCCAGAGCACUUCCUUACCACAAACCCAUAUUAUGAUUCACGUGUUGUUGGUAAAUAUUGUGAGAAACGUGACCCUACCCUUGCUGUUGUUGCUUACCGCCGUGGACAAUGUGAUGAUGAACUUAUUAAUGUCACAAAUAAAAACUCUUUGUUCAAAUUGCAAGCAAGAUAUGUGGUUGAGAGAAUGGAUGAAGAUCUUUGGGGAAAAGUUCUUGACCCUGAGAAUGAGUACAGAAGACAACUUAUUGAUCAAGUUGUUUCUACUGCCUUGCCUGAGAGCAAGAGCCCAGAACAAGUGUCUGCGGCUGUUAAGGCUUUCAUGACUGCUGAUUUGCCUCACGAAUUAAUUGAACUUCUUGAAAAGAUUGUGCUUCAAAACUCUGCCUUCAGUGGCAACUUCAAUCUGCAAAACUUGCUAAUUUUAACAGCCAUCAAGGCAGAUCCGUCUAGAGUUAUGGAUUAUAUUAAUAGGCUGGAUAACUUUGAUGGACCUGCAGUUGGGGAAGUAGCUGUGGAAGCCCAGCUGUAUGAGGAAGCAUUUGCAAUUUUCAAGAAGUUUAACUUGAAUGUUCAAGCUGUUAACGUUUUGCUGGAUAACAUCAGAAGCAUUGAUAGGGCUGUGGAGUUUGCAUUCCGUGUUGAAGAAGAUGCCGUUUGGAGCCAGGUUGCAAAGGCUCAACUCCGGGAGGGGCUGGUGAGCGAUGCAAUUGAGUCAUUCAUUCGUGCGGAUGAUGCCACCCAAUUCUUGGAUGUUAUUCGUGCUUCUGAGGAUGCAGAUGUCUACCAUGACUUGGUGAGGUACCUUCUGAUGGUUAGGCAGAAGGCGAGAGAGCCCAAGGUGGACAGUGAGCUCAUUUAUGCAUAUGCAAAGAUUGAUAGGCUUGCUGACAUUGAAGAGUUUAUUCUUAUGCCUAAUGUUGCUAAUCUCCAAAAUGUUGGUGAUCGCCUAUACGACGAGGCCCUCUAUGAGGCUGCAAAAAUAAUAUUUGCUUUUAUAUCUAACUGGGCCAAGUUGGCAAUAACUCUAGUGAAGCUCAAACAAUUCCAAGGUGCUGUUGAUGCAGCACGAAAAGCCAACAGUGCAAAGACAUGGAAGGAGGUUUGCUUUGCUUGUGUUGAUGCUGAGGAGUUCCGCUUAGCUCAGAUUUGUGGCCUCAACAUUAUUAUACAGGUGGAUGAUUUGGAAGAGGUCAGUGAAUACUAUCAGAAUAGAGGAUGCUUCAACGAGCUAAUAUCUCUAAUGGAGAGUGGUCUAGGGUUAGAACGUGCUCACAUGGGAAUCUUUACUGAGUUGGGGGUUCUAUAUGCUAGAUAUCGUCCGGAGAAACUUAUGGAGCACAUCAAAUUGUUUGCAAAUCGUCUAAAUAUUCCCAAGCUUAUACGAGCUUGUGAUGAGCAGCAACAUUGGAAGGAGCUUACCUAUCUGUAUAUUCAAUAUGAUGAGUUUGAUAAUGCUGCAACUACCAUCAUGAAUCAUUCCCCUGAAGCCUGGGAUCACAUGCAGUUCAAAGAUGUUGCAGUUAAAGUUGCUAAUGUGGAGCUAUAUUAUAAGGCUGUGCACUUCUACUUGCAAGAGCAUCCAGAUCUCAUUAACGAUCUUCUAAAUGUGCUCGCACUUCGUGUAGAUCAUACACGUGUGGUUGACAUUAUGCGGAAGGCUGGUCACCUGCUUCUUGUGAAGCCAUACAUGGUUGCAGUUCAGAGCAACAAUGUCUCUGCUGUUAAUGAGGCUUUGAAUGCGAUAUAUGUUGAGGAGGAAGAUUAUGAAAGAUUGCGUGAAUCAAUUGAUUUGCAUGAUAGCUUUGACCAAAUAGGCCUUGCUCAAAAGAUUGAGAAACACGAGCUUCUGGAAAUGAGACGUGUUGCUGCUUAUAUUUACAAGAAAGCUGGAAGGUGGAAGCAGUCCAUUGGAUUGUCAAAGAAGGACAAACUUUACAAAGAUGCCAUGGAGACAGCCUCACAGUCUGGUGACCGUGAACUUGCAGAGGAGUUGCUUGUUUAUUUCAUUGAACAGGGAAAGAAAGAAUGCUUUGCAUCAUGCCUGUUUGUCUGUUACGAUUUGAUUAGGGCAGAUGUUGUCCUUGAACUUGCUUGGAUGAACAACAUGAUUGACUUUGCUUUCCCAUAUUUGCUACAGUUUAUCCGUGAAUACACUGGCAAAGUUGAUGAACUAGUGAAGGACAAACUUGAAGCUCAGAAAGAGGUGAAGGCUAAAGAGCAGGAAGAGAAAGAAGUUAUUGCACAGCAGAACAUGUAUGCUCAGUUGCUGCCUCUUGCUUUGCCUGCACCACCAAUGCCUGGUAUGGGAGGGGGGUUUGCUCCUCCGCCACCUAUGGGAGGAAUGCCACCAAUGGGCAUGCCACCUUUUGGCAUGCCACCAAUGGGCAGUAGCUAUUGAGAUGAACUAUUCUUGUGGAACUGGAUCUUGAAUUUGGUGUUUUAGUCAGUAGGGCAACCUAUUCGAUAGAACGUUCCAUUUAGUGUAAUUUUAUGAAGGCUUACAUGCCGUCAUUUCCUUUUUAUUUUAUUUUAUUUUUCUAAUUUGUUUUUGAUGGGUUGAAAGGGUGCAGCUUAAAUAAUUGUGUCAUAGGUUGUGUGGAUAUGUCGUCUUGUAAUAUUCUUUUGUAGCAGAGGCAUUUUUUCUUUUUGGCUGUUGGUUGAGGGCGAGCUUAGAAUUUUCUCCUCUGUAUUAUUGUUCUCGUUUUUCAAACUUGCCUGAGUAUAAUACAAAACAGUACACUGAUAAUUUUGAAGUGCCUUAUUUA